Messenger RNA from Tribolium madens (black flour beetle), 470 nucleotides. RefSeq names its product 39S ribosomal protein L34, mitochondrial (gene mRpL34). Bases 204 to 422 code for a protein of 72 amino acids. Gene Ontology annotation, molecular function: structural constituent of ribosome. Gene Ontology annotation, cellular component: ribosome; mitochondrial large ribosomal subunit. Lineage: Eukaryota; Metazoa; Arthropoda; Insecta; Coleoptera; Tenebrionidae. The transcript has 2 exons. Gene Ontology annotation, biological process: translation. The record is from RefSeq and is a predicted model, not a curated record.
GAUGCAAUUUUCUGACAGUUGACAUUACUGUCAAAAUUUCGAGUCCGUUUGUAAAAUUUUGCUUAUUUUUGUGCUAAUUACAAUAAAAAAUUAGGUAAUUUAGGUGUGAUAUUAAAUUAGAGUAGUUCGUGCUAGUGUUGUUGCAGUGUGCGACAGUUUUAGUUUUUUUUUUGUUAUUUUGAGGUUAUGUCAUAACCUAAACCAUGUCGUUUUUGUUGAAUGCCGUUCCGAAAUUGUUUCAAAUUCAAAUCGGGGGGCUCUACGAGGCCUCAAUCCGCACAAUUAUUCGUUACCAUUUCCCCCGGCCAAACGAAAGGCGGCGAAUUGUACGCCACGGUUGGAAAAAACGGAUGUCUACCCCUGCAGGUCGUCGAAUCCUCAUGAAUCGCAUACUUAAGGGUAGAUGGGUGUACUCACACUAAUUUGUAUAAAAAAGUAGUUCAAUUAGAUAAUAUAGCACAUUACGAAUA